AUGGCCCAGGUAAGUCACACCGAACUGGCCCCGCAACCCCGCCAUUGCACCCCGCCGCUGACACGCACGAUUCCACGACGGCAGAACAACUCCUUCAUCCUCGAGAAGCCGGGAAGCGUCAAAUAUGAAGACAGGCCGAUUCCGCAGCUCAAGAACGAGCAUGAUGUGAUUGUCAACGUCAAGUACACCGGAAUCUGCGGCAGCGAUGUCCACUACUGGGUCCACGGGCGCAUCGGGUCCUUCGUCGUCGAGGCGCCCAUGGUGCUCGGGCACGAGUCGUCGGGCGUGAUCCACAGCGUCGGGUCGGCGGUGACGUCGCUGCGGCCGGGCGACCGCGUGGCCAUGGAGCCGGGCAUCCCGUGCCGGUACUGCGUGCGCUGCAAGGAGGGCAACUACAACCUCUGCUUCGACAUGCGCUUCGCCGCCACCCCGCCCUACGACGGCACCCUCGCAAAGUACUACGCGCUGCCCGAGGAUUUCUGCUACAAGCUCCCCGACAGCGUCAGCCUCGAGGAGGGCGCCCUCGUGGAGCCGGCGAGCGUGGGCGUGCAUAUUUGUCGUAUGGCGAAGGUGGCGCCGGGGGAGAGCGUCGUCGUGUUUGGGGCCGGGCCGAUCGGGCUGUUGUGCUGUAAGGUGGCGAGGGAGGUGUUUGGCGCCACGAGGGUGGUGGUGGUGGAUGUGAAUGAGGAGAGGCUGGAGUUUGCGAGGGGGUAUGCCGCCACGCAUGUGUUUAGGAGCGGGAAGGUGUCGCCCGAGGAGAAUGCGAAGAAGAUGAUUGAGGAGUGUGGCCUCGGCCCUGGUGCCGACGUUGUCAUUGAUGCGAGUGGCGCCGAGGUGUGCAUUCAGACGGCCAUUCAUGUUGCGAGGACCGGUGGCCGCUUCACGCAGGGCGGUAUGGGCAAGCCCGACAUCACUUUCCCCAUCGGCGCCAUGUGCGCCAAGGAGCUCCGCGUCACGGGAAGCUUCCGCUACUCGUCCGGCGACUAUCAGCUCGCUGUCGACAUGAUUGCCUCGGGAAGGCUGAGCGUCAAGGAGCUCAUCAGCAAGAAGGUGUCCUUCGAGGGCGCGGAGGAGGCGUUCAGCAACGUCAAGCAGGGUAAUGGCAUUAAGUGGCUCAUUGAGGGUCCGAAUUAA
Messenger RNA from Diplodia corticola, 1134 nucleotides. RefSeq names its product chlorophyll synthesis pathway protein. Gene Ontology annotation, molecular function: L-iditol 2-dehydrogenase (NAD+) activity; zinc ion binding. The transcript has 4 exons. The coding region runs from base 1 to 1134 and encodes 377 amino acids. Gene Ontology annotation, biological process: D-sorbitol catabolic process. The record is from RefSeq and is a predicted model, not a curated record. Lineage: Eukaryota; Fungi; Ascomycota; Dothideomycetes; Botryosphaeriales; Botryosphaeriaceae.